ACCACUGUGGAGAUGCCAGAGCCCAUAUGUCUAAUCGAUAACGACACGAACGGGCACAUGUGUGUCAGGAGAGAGGCACUGGAGAUUCUAGAGAAGAUCACACAGCCUGUGGUGGUGGUGGCCAUAGUGGGGCUCUAUCGUACUGGAAAAUCCUUCCUCAUGAACAAACUAGCCAGUAAACACACAGGCUUUGCUCUGGGUGCUACCAUCGAGUCUAAGACCAAAGGCAUCUGGAUGUGGUGUUUACCUCACCCAACUAAAGAAGGACACACUCUAGUGCUACUGGAUACUGAGGGUCUGGGAGAUAUAGACAAGGGUGAUGAGAAGCACGACACUUGGAUCUUCUGCCUGGCUGUUUUACUCAGUAGUACUCUUGUCUACAACAGCAUGGGGACCAUCAACAAUGACGCUCUAGAGAAACUUCACUAUGUUACUGAACUGACUGAGCAUAUUAAGGUGAAAUCAGGCCCAGCAAACUAUGAUCAGUCCUCAGAGUUCAUGGCCAUCUUUCCGUCAUUUGUUUGGGCAGUGAGAGACUUCACGCUGACCUUAGAACUGGAAGGUAGACCCAUCACUGCAGACCAGUAUCUGGAGAGUGCUCUUAAACUCAAGACCGGAUCCUCUCGUAAAAUGGAGGAAUACAAUCAGCCUCGGCGUUGCCUUCGUGAAUUCUUCUCUGAAAGGAAGUGUUUUGUGUUUGAGCGUCCAACCAGUGUGGAAAAGAUGAAGAAGAUGGAGCAGCUCGCAGACACAGACCUCGAGCCCAACUUUGUGAAGCAGACACAAGAUUUCUGUAACUACAUCUUUAUGAAUGCCCGAGCCAAAACCAUAAGAGAAGGCUUGGGGCUGACUGGCAGGAUGUUGGGCAGCCUGGCAGAGACAUACGUGAAAGCAAUCCGAAGUGGGCAGGUGCCCUGCCUUGACAAUGCCGUUGAGUCACUGUCAGAAAUUCAAAAUAGGCGUGCUAUAAAUGAGGCUUUGGAUUUCUACAAGAAAACAAUGAGCUGCAAGGUCAAACUCCCCACAGAAACACAGGGGCAGCUGUCUGACAUCCAUGCAGCUGUGGAGAAAGAGGCGGUUGCAAUUUUCAUCAACGGCUCCUUCAAUGACCACGACCAGAGACACCAACUUGAAUUUAUGAAGACAGUGCAGAGUGUCUAUGACGAGUAUUGUAUGAAGAACAUUGAAGAGUCUUGUCAGAUGUGCAGAUCUGUCAUCUCUUGUGUGUUUGGCUGGCUGGAGAUAGCGGUGAGGGAGGGGUCAUUCAUGCACCCUGGGGGCUACAAAGAGUACUGCAGCGCCAUGAAGGAGGCAACUGAGCAGUACAGAUCAGAGAAAGGUCACAGGCUGAUGAGUGAGGAGGUGCUGAAGGAGUAUUUAAAUGAGAGGGACGGGAUUGGAAAGAGUAUCUUGGCGGCCGACAGGUCCCUCACAGAAUGCCAGCGGCAGAAUGAAUUGCAACAGCUGAAAAGUGAAGCAUUAGAGCAGCGCAAAAGGGCUCUGGAAGAGCAGAACAGCAUCCAGCAGCAGCAGAUGAAAGCUCAGGAAAGAACCUAUGAGGAAAACAUUAAGCAGCUACUGGUGAAGAUGGAGCAAGAACAACAAAGAAACCAGGAGGAGCACAAACGAGUGCUGAAUGCGAAACUGAAGGAGCAGAGUGAUCUACUGGAGCAGGGCUUUAAAGGGAGAGCAGAGAGUCUGCAAAAGGAGAUCAAUGAUCUGAGGGAGGACAGGAGGAGACAGGAGGAAUCUCAGCCAUCGACUGUCAGCAAGGUGCUGGACACAGUGGGAACGGCUGCUGCAAUCUUUUUGCCUGGGAUCGGAAAAGUCGCUGGCCUAGGCUUGUCUCUUAUCUCUAAGUGGUUCAAAUGA
Molecule: messenger RNA, 1872 nt
Organism: Chanos chanos (milkfish)
Lineage: Eukaryota; Metazoa; Chordata; Actinopteri; Gonorynchiformes; Chanidae
Product: guanylate-binding protein 1-like
Exons: 10
Coding region: 13-1872 (619 amino acids)
Molecular function (GO): GTP binding; GTPase activity
Source: RefSeq, a predicted model, not a curated record